AUGGCUAUGGCCAACUCCGAGGGGUUAGUUGACACGAGUAGGGUAUCACCAGAGGCUGGUGAUGUUGAGAAACAUAGCUCCGGCAGCGCCAGCUCCAAGGAUGACACUACAGAGGAUGAGAGCAAGUUUCCUACUGGUUUGGCCUUAUGGUCUAUCCUAGCACCUGUUACAAUCGCCUACUUUCUCGUCUUCCUUGACAUGUGCGUUGUUUCUACCGCAACUCCCGCCAUCACAGCGCGGUUCAACUCUCUGGUCGACGUCGGCUGGUAUGGAGGCGCGUACCAGCUCGGAAGCUCUGCCCUGCAACCGCUCACUGGCAAGAUCUACAGCCACUUCAAUACCAAGUGGACCUUCCUCACUUUCUUCUUUAUUUUCGAACUCGGUUCUGUCAUCUGUGGAGCUGCCGUCUCGUCUCCCAUGUUCAUUGUUGGCAGAGCCAUUGCUGGUGCUGGAUCGUCGGGUAUCGGUAACGGCACCAUGACUAUCAUCUCGGUAAUCCUGCCGCGCAGGAAGCAAGCCCAGUUCCUGGGCAUGAACAUGGGUAUUGGCCAGCUCGGUAUUGCCCUGGGUCCCAUCCUUGGUGGUGCAUUCACCCAAAAUGUUACUUGGCGUUGGUGCUUCUACAUCAACCUUCCCAUUGGCGGCGCUCUGGCCAUUCUACUGUUCCUUUUCAAGAUUCCCGAGCCGGUCGCCAAGCUGCCCCCGAGACAAGUCCUCGGCACAGCUGUCAAGUCUCUGGAUCUCCCGGGUUUUAUGCUGAUCAGUCCCGCUGCUGUCAUGUUCUUGCUUGCACUGCAAUAUGGCGGUACAGUGCACCCAUGGGGUAGCUCUGUUGUCAUCGGCCUUCUGGUUGGCGCCGGUGUUACCUUCAUCCUCUUCCUGAUCUGGGAAUACCGCCAGGGAGACGGCGCCAUGGUACCGUUCGCGAUGCUUAGAAAACGCAUUGUGUGGUCUGCUGCGGGCAACUUGUUCUUCCUUCUCGGCGCGAUUUUGGUGGCCGAGUACUACCUCGCGAUUUACUUCCAAACUGUGCUUCAUAACAGUCCGAUUAUGAGCGGUGUGCACAUGCUGCCAGCGACCUUGGGAUUGGUCCUUUUCACUAUGCUGUCGGGAAUGAUGAUCGAGAUCCUAGGCUAUUACCUUCCCUGGAAUCUGGCAGGAAGCUCAAUGGCCGCUAUUGGCUAUGGACUCAUGUCUAUGAUUAAGCCAACAACUUCCUCCUCAAAAUGGCUUGGGUACCAAGUCCUCUAUGGUGUCGGUAGUGGUGCUAUGACUUCGGCACCCUAUAUAGCUAUCCAGAAUCUUGUCCCCCCUCCUCAGAUUCCUAUUGCCAUGGCCAUCAUCAUCUUUUGUCAGAAUAUGGGCGGUGCCGUCUUCCUCAUUGCUGCCAAUUCCAUCUUCACCAACGGCUUGCGCAAAGAGCUCCAGAAGAACAUCGCCGAGAUUGGCGUCAACCCGGACGUCCUCCUCAGCACCGGACUGAGUUCAAUCCGAAGCCUUGUUUCGGGCAAUAAGCUUACGGCCGCACUCAAGUGCUACACCACGGCAAUCAACCAUGUUAUGUAUCUCGGCAUUGGAGUCAGCCUCGCCACUUUUGCCUUUGGUUGGGGCUUGGGAUGGGUUGAUAUCAGGAAAGUGAAGGGACUGCAGAACAUUCAGGAAAGUCGCGUCCCGUCCGCGACGAACACCAAGGAGGAUGUGGAAUUCGAAAAAUUGACCACAAUCUAG
Molecule: messenger RNA, 1728 nt
Organism: Penicillium coprophilum
Lineage: Eukaryota; Fungi; Ascomycota; Eurotiomycetes; Eurotiales; Aspergillaceae
Product: MDR family MFS transporter
Exons: 5
Coding region: 1-1728 (575 amino acids)
Biological process (GO): transmembrane transport
Molecular function (GO): transmembrane transporter activity
Source: RefSeq, a predicted model, not a curated record